GGGGCGAAGCGCUGUGAUGGGAGGGGGAGGCAGGGCCAAGAUGGCGGCGCCCUGUGGGCCGGAGGAGCCCGGAGUGGUAAACAGCUGAGGGGAGGAGAGGGAGAGUGAUCAUGAAAGGUGUGUGGCUGACAGCAUUGCAGACAGAAGCUCAGCUCAUCCACAGAACAGUCUGGUAGAAGGACACCAAUGAAGAACUUCCUGAAGUUUUAACCUCCACAUUCAUGUCAGUACGUGCAUCAUGGCACAGCAAGGAAAUGUUGGUGAGCUCCUCUCAAUGCUGGAUUCUCCAAUUCUGGGUGUCCUGGAAGAUAUAACAACUGCAUUCAAAGAUAAUCUCAUUUGUGACCGUGGGCCUAUGCUUGUCAACAACCUGGUGGACUAUUACUUGGAAACCAACUCUCAGCAGGCACUGCAUAUUCUGUCCACCCUGCAAGAGCCUCAUGACAAGCAUCUACUGGACAAAAUUAAUGAUUAUAUGGGCAAAGCUGCUACUCGUUUACCCACCCUCUCUCUGCUGGGACAUGUGAUAAGACGACAACCAUCUUGGAAACACAAACUUUCUCAAGCACCUCUCCUGCUUUCAUUACUUAAAUGUCUCAAGACUGACACAGAUGUAGUAGUACUCACCACAGGUGUCCUAGUGCUAAUAACCAUGUUGCCAAUGAUUCCUCAGUCUGGCAAACAGUACCUUCAUGAUUUCUUUGGUAUCUUUGGGCGUCUCUCAGCCUGGUGCUUGCAGAAUCCAGGUCAUGUGGCAGAGAUUUAUCUUGUCCAUCUUCAUGCCAGCGUUUAUUCUCUCUUUCAUCGUCUGUAUGGAAUGUAUCCUUGCAAUUUUGUCUCCUUUCUGCGCUCUCACUACAGUAUGAAGGAAAACCUGGAGACCUUUGAAGAAGUAGUCAAGCCAAUGAUGGAACAUGUGCGAAUUCAUCCGGAGUUAGUGACUGGAUCCAAGGACCAUGAACUGGACCCACGAAGGUGGAAAAGACUAGAAACUCAUGAUGUUGUGAUAGAAUGUGCCAAAAUCUCCCUGGACCCUGCAGAAGCCUCGUAUGAAGAUGGUUAUUACUCUGUGUCUCGGAAACUCUGCACAAGCUUAAAACAUCAUCAAACUGACCCCAGUGCCAGCUCUUACAUUGACACACAGAGCAGCUAUGGGACUUCUACCCCAUAUUCCACUCCUCGGUUAACACUAUCACAAAUGCCAGGGCAGCUACCUCAGAUUCUGAGCCCACAGUCCACGAGGCUGUCAACUGAGCCACAGCAGGUCACCAUCUGGAGCCCUUCUGCAGUGUGUGGUAUGACCACGCCGCCGACGUCCCCCGGCGUUGUCCCAUCAGAGUCAUCCCAGUCUGCAUCACAGCCCUACAGCAAAGCUUUUGGCACAUCUGCAGGGGGGAAAGGAACACCUUUGGGAACACCAGCCACAUCUCCUCCUCCACCCUGCACUUCAGAUGACUUUGUGCAUGUUUCACUCCCUUCAGCUGCUGCCACACCUCCUAAAAAGGAGGACAAACCAGAUUCUGGGAGGCCUUUACUGUACCGACAGCAAAAUGUCACAAACAGCGAUAAAUCAUUGGACAUACCCAGUAGUAAAAGUUCAGUAACCUUAAGUGAUCUUGCAGAGUUUUUAGGUGGGUUGUCGUUUGAAGAUAGCGCUGAGAAGGACAGAGAGGAAGAUGCAAUAUCUAAAGAGAUCUCGGAGAUCACGACCGAUGCUGAACACAUGGUGCCUAGAGGAGGAUUUGACUCCCCGUUUUACCGCACAAACGAAAGUCUGUCCGGCUCUCAGAAGAAGACCCACUCAGCAGCCUCCAGUGUUCAGGGACACAGUCAGACCUCUGAGCCUUUAACAUCUCUGGACAAGCCUGGGCCUGAGGGUGCACGGGAAACACCCAAACAAACGUUUACUCCCAUAGACAAGCCCUGUGGAGGCCCUGGGGAAAGCCCUGCUGGGAACAGGGAAGGAACCUCUGGGGAGCCGAGUAUUCUCACUCCCAGCCCUUGUAAAGUACCAGCACAGAGGAGAGUGGUGUUUGGGAGUGGGCAGCCUCCCCUCUAUGAGCACCUCUUCGAGGUUGCAUUACCAAAGACUGCCUACCUCUUUGUUGGCAAGAAGACUGAGGAGCUGCUAAAGAAAGCCAAGGGAACCCAGGAUGAAGACUGUAUGUCCUCGACUUCUCCUGUGGAAGUGCUGGACAGGCUGAUUCAGCAAGGAGCAGAUGCACACACUAAGGAGCUGAACAAGUUGUCUCUGCCAAGCAAAUCUGCUGACUGGACUCACUUUGGAGGUUCUCCCCCCUCAGAUGAGAUUCACACCCUGAGGAACCAACUGCUUCUGCUGCACAACCAGCUGCUGUACGAGCGCUUCAAGAGGCAGCAGCACGCGCUGCGCAACCGCCGCCUCCUGCGCAAAGUCAUCAAAGCCACGGCUCUGGAGGAGCACAACGCUGCCAUGAAAGAUCAGCUGAAACUGCAGGAAAAGGAGAUCCAGGCCUUGAAACUGAGUCUGCAGAAAGAACAAGCAAGGUACCACCAGUUUCAGGAGGAACAUGAUAAUAUUGUGGCUCAGCUUCACAGCCAGAUCCGACAGCUGCAGCACGACCGGGAGGAAUUCUACAACCAGAGCCAGGAAUUGCAGACCAAGCUGGAAGACUGCAGGAACAUGAUAGCAGAUCUGAGGUUAGAGUUAAAGAAGGCAAACAACAAGGUGUGUCACACUGAAUUGCUGCUUAGCCAAGUUUCUCAAAAGCUUUCCAACAGUGAAUCGGUGCAACAGCAGAUGGAGUUCUUGAACAGGCAGCUGCUGGUCCUGGGGGAGGUCAAUGAGCUGUACCUGGAGCAGCUGCAGCACAAGCACACAGACACUACAAAGGAGGUUGAAAUGUUGCACGCUGCUUUUCGGAAAGAACUGGAGAAAGCAAAGUCGUGUGUUCAGCAGCAAAGCCAAAGGCUGGAUGCUUCCCAGAAAAGGAUAGCUGAACUGGAAUCUCAGCUUGCAAAAAAGGACCACCUCUUCCUGGAGCAAAAGAAAUACCUGGAAGAUGUUAAAAUCCAAGCAAGGGGUCAGCUGCAGGCAGUAGAAAGCAGGUACAAGGCCCAGAAAAGAAUCACCCAGGCAUUUGAGCUGGAGAUCUUGGAUCUGUUUGGGCGGCUGGAGAAGAGCAGCCUACUGAAAAAACUUGAAGAUGAUAAAACAGAAGCAGCUGAAGCAGCAGAAGAAAGCAGGCUGGAUUGUGGUAAUGAAGAUACAGCAGGACACAGUGAAGAAACAAUGGGUAGAAAUGGAGAGACCAAACCUCCCAGCACCCGAGGCAGCAGUAGCAGUAAGGGGGGCAGCAGCAGCAGCGAGCUCUCCACCCCAGAAAAACCCCAGAACCAGAGGCUGAGCAGUCGCUGGGACACAUCCGUGUUGCUGGAGCCCUCAACCGCUGUCCCACUGACUGUAGGCUCACUCCCCAGCUCCAAGAGCUUCCUUGGAAUGAAGGCACGAGAAUUAUUUCGCAACAAGAGUGAGAGCCAGUGUGAUGAGGAGGGGGUCACCAUCAACAGGCUGUCUGAUGCCCUAAAGACUGAACUAUAUAAAGAUCCAAGCAUGGAGUCAAAGGCCCCUCCAAGCCCCGAUAACCUCUCGCCUAAGCUCCAGGAAAGCAGUGUUGGACAGCUUCAUAUCAUGGACUACAAUGAAACUCAUCAUGACCACAGUUAAAGAGGAAGAUAGUCAAUCAGUGUUAUUUUCAUAUUCUUGGCAUAGAACAGGAGGCGUGAGUGCAAGUUUAACUAAAAGCUUUUAUGUUUUUUUGGUCUGAGCAGUGGCUCAUGCAGCGGAGCAGGAUCGAUGGCCAGGAACGGAAGGAGGCUGCUGAACGAAUGCAAAGUGGAUUUUUGGGUCUGGAAUUGAAAAUGCCCAGCCUAACUCUUGCUUCUUUCUCAAAUUCAAUCCUUAGCAGCGUGUACUAAUUUGAAGGGACAACUGUUAGCAUUUGCAAGUAUUUUUUUCCCUUUCUCCCUGUCCCCAGUUGAGUGGAUGUGUUUAUGAACUUGAGUGCAAUAUGAGGCCAAAUUAACAUUUGUGAGUUUACUCUGAAUGCUUUGUAUUUCUUUGCAAGCUUCCCAUUUAGAGCAGUUGGUUGUGCUGCCUGUCCAGGUGACUUUGGUUCCUUUCAUCCUGGAAAGAAGCAGCACUAGGAUUUCCAGUGCAUUUUCUAUUUUUGCCUGUCCACUGUCCCCCAUCCCUCAGAGCCCAGCCUUCAUUAAGUUGGAGUCUGAUUGAAUACCCAAACGUUUAAAGAACAUUGUACCUCUGCAAAAUGAUUCAUUCACCCUAAUUCAUGAUCAUUGUUUAUACUGUCCUUAACAUUUCCUGGGAAGCUACAUUUGAACAGACAAAAAGGAACUGGAGCUUGUAAUGCAGAAGAGACCAUAAAUGCUGAAGACUUGUUAAAACACCAGCUUCAGAUCUUCUGGGUGUUUGCCUGACAGACUGUGAUUGACCUCACACUGGCUCAUAUGGGAACUCAGUUGGGGUGGGAGAAGAGGGAAGAGGAAGCUUUACUCAAGUAGGGAGAGGAUGCAGAACAUGGAGGUAGAAUUCCAAGCUUAUGAAGAUCUGCAGAGGAGAAUUUGCUUCUCUAAUCAGGGAAAUGUGCUGCCUCACCCUUCUUCAUAGUUCUGCUCUUUGUUCCUGGUCUGAGCACGACCACAUGUUUUGUGUCCAAGAAAUUGGCUUCAUUCUUCCUGGGAAUACCUUUUCAGGCUUGACUUGGAGAAAAUGGUUUCCUUUCAGUGCUCUCCUACUCAGAUUGCAGCACAUUUUUGAGUUCAGCAGUGUCAAUUUGGCUCUAAGUCUCUCCCCUUCACCCUCAUCCUCCUUCCUUAGAUGACAAGGCUGAGGAGAAAUCCUGCUCACACUGAAAUCAGAAUCCUGGCGUGAAGCCUUUUGGUGUUAAUCAUGUUUUAAGUCAAUUAUGAGCCUUCUGUGAAGGAGGAUUGUGGGAUCAGGGCUUGUCAGUGGUCAGACUCAAUCUCCUUCGUGACAGAGCAGGGCCUGCUGUUAGGAAGGCAGUGCUUGUUUUAAAUGUCCCAGUGGCUGGGUCCAGGUGUACUCAGACGGUUCAGGCUUCACAGUUCCCCUGCAUCACACGUGGCCUCUUCUCCUAAACAUCCUGUGGGUGGCAGCUGCUGUUUAAGAACCACCUCACAUAGAAAUCAAGUCCAAGCACACUUGCAUUUGUAGUUCAAAUCCCUUCUUAGCCCAGGUGGGAACGAGGCUGUCAGAGCAGCUGGUGCUCAGCUCAUUCCUGCCAGGACUCGUCCUCCCAUUCCCGCCUCCUCCGUAACUCCAAGGUCUCAAUACAUUUCUGCCUGUCUUAAAUUAUUCUCCGUGUCCUUUCAGUUGGUCAGUCCGAACUCUGAGAGUAGAGGUGAACUUCAGUGGUUGUGUCAAAGCUGACUCUGCAUGGAGUAGAGAGUAGAGAGUUGGUUGUAAGUGACAGCCUGGUUUUGUCGGCGUCUUUAGGCUUUCUCAGACGUAGUGGUAGCAAACGUGGUAGCGCGUGUUUCGGUGAGAUUUGGAGGUUUCCUGCCUCUUUCCCUCUGGAUCCCAGGCCUGGGAGGUUUGCACACAAAAGGCCUGAUGGGCCAGCUCAGCUGGAAUGUUGGAGUUCAUUCCACCCUGCUCUGCCCAGCCCAGAUCUGGCGUUCCCAGGGGAGGCAGGUUUUGUGUCAGUCUCAAAAAUGCCCUGGCAGCAACGAAAGCUCUUUGAUAAGGUGGCUUUUUUUCUUCUUUUAAACAGGAUUUUAGCACCAGGAUAGUAAUGGAAACCACUUUAGGUUUGUUUAUGGACCACAAAGAUUAUGGAGGAACAAAUUUUGCAAUUUUCUUUCCUAAGUCUAAAAAUCAUGGAUCUGCUGUAUGUAGUUAACUUGCAGUUUUUUUGAAGGGGUCCCAUCAGUGAAGUGGAAACAGAUUUUUUUAACUGACUGCUUUUAGUUAAAUCUAAAAUUGCUGUCUUUGUCAAGUUAAUCUGUUCCCUGCCUCGCUCUUUGUAAGCAUGUUAAACAAUCCACAUUAAAUGCCAUAAAUAUGAAAUACGGGGAAAUGGUACAAUCGUAAGCUAAAGAGAACUUAAACCAAAAGGAGGUUUUGCUGUCCUUAUUAGAAUGUUCUAAAAUGUCAAGGCAGUUGCUUGUGUUUAACUGUGAACAAAUAAAAUGUAUUGUUUUGCACUA
Catharus ustulatus (Swainson's thrush) is the source of this 6228-nucleotide messenger RNA. It is a transcript of the gene TSC1, whose product is annotated as TSC complex subunit 1. The transcript has 23 exons. Gene Ontology annotation, biological process: regulation of cell cycle; negative regulation of cell population proliferation; negative regulation of TOR signaling. The record is from RefSeq and is a predicted model, not a curated record. NCBI's taxonomy places the organism in Eukaryota, Metazoa, Chordata, Aves, Passeriformes, Turdidae. Gene Ontology annotation, cellular component: TSC1-TSC2 complex. The coding region runs from base 239 to 3706 and encodes 1155 amino acids.